Molecule: messenger RNA, 1842 nt
Organism: Stegastes partitus (bicolor damselfish)
Lineage: Eukaryota; Metazoa; Chordata; Actinopteri; Pomacentridae
Product: vimentin A2
Exons: 9
Coding region: 92-1462 (456 amino acids)
Biological process (GO): intermediate filament organization
Cellular component (GO): intermediate filament; plasma membrane; axon
Molecular function (GO): structural constituent of cytoskeleton
Source: RefSeq, a predicted model, not a curated record
AGGCGCACUCCGCUGAUGCUGCGAAGACAGGAGCAGUCCUUCACCGGCCACAUCGCUCUUCUUAUCGCUGACUGCCUGAAAAGAUCCCAGCAUGAUGUCCUCCUAUAGACCACCUCCACAUUCCUCCUACAAGAAGCUGUUCGGCGGGGACAGAGUCAAGUCCAGCUACACCAGCCGCCAGUUCUCCAGCCCGGUGCGCUCCUCCCGGCUGUCCUACGGGCUCUCCGCGGCUCCGGCCAUCUACGCAACCAAGACCCAGCGGCUCCGGAGCAGCGCAGCCAUGCCCCGGCUGGCCUCCGAGAACUUGGACUUCUCCCUGUCCGACGCCAUCAACACCGAGUUCAUCACGAACCGCACUAACGAGAAGGCGCAGAUGCAGUCGCUCAACGACCGCUUCGCCAGCUACAUCGAAAAGGUUCGCUUCCUGGAGCAGCAGAACAAGAUCCUGCUGGCCGAGCUGGAGCAGCUGCGGGGCAAAGGCACGUCCCGGGUCGGAGAUCUGUACGAAGACGAGAUGCGGGAGCUGCGGCGCCAGGUGGACCAGCUGAGCAACGAGAAGGCCCGGGUGGAGGUCCACCGGGACAACCUGGCCGACGACAUCGACCGGCUGAGAGAGAAGUUGCAGGAUGAGAUUUCCCAGCGGGAGGAGGCUGAGGCAAACAUGCAGAGCUUUAGACAGGACGUGGACAACGCUGCCCUCGCCAGACUGGACCUGGAGCGGAAGGUAGAGUCACUCCAGGAGGAAAUCAACUUCCUCAAGAAGCUGCACGAUGAGGAGAUGCUGGAGCUGCAGAGCCAGAUCCAGCAGCAGCAGCAUGUGCAGGUGGACAUGGAGAUGGCUAAGCCCGACCUGACGGCGGCCCUGAGGGACGUCCGUCUGCAGUACGAGAACCUGGCCUCCAAGAACAUCCAGGAGUCAGAGGACUGGUACAAAUCCAAGUUUGCUGACCUCACCGAAGCGGCAGCCAGGAACAACGAUGCCCUGAGAGUGGCCAAGCAGGAGGCCAACGACUACAGACGCCAAGUUCAAGCGCUUACCUGUGAGGUGGACGCCCUCAAAGGAACCAACGAGUCCCUGGAGCGCCAGUUGAGGGAGGUGGAGGAGAACUUCUCCCUGGAGACGGGCGGCUACCAGGACACCAUCGGCCGCCUGGAGGAGGACAUCCACAACAUGAAGGACGAGAUGGCCCGCCACCUCCGGGAGUACCAGGACCUCCUGAACGUCAAGAUGGCCUUGGACAUCGAGAUCGCCACCUACAGGAAGCUGCUGGAGGGCGAGGAGAGCAGGAUCUCCACCCCCCUGCCAAACUUCUCAUCUCUAAACCUGAGAGAAACGAUGAUGAUGGACUCCAAACCCCAUGUUGAGACAACAACCACCAAGAAAGUUCUCAUCAAGACCAUUGAAACCAGGGAUGGUCAGGUGAUCAACGAGUCGACCCAGAACCACGACGACAUGGACUAAUGACGCCUGUGUUUCCGCCAACCAACCAACAAAAGCAAUAUGAAGAAACACGUUUCCCUGGAGCCACAAAGCAAGCGAACACGCCGACACACAAAAAGCUUCAAAAAGUGCCUUUCUAUGUGAUGAUCCAGUUAGCCUGUUAGUGGACACAGACUGUAUUUUGCUUCCUCCUCUGCUCAAAGUAUUUUGUCAUAUUUGUUUAGACACACGACAAUGAAAUCAGCACAACAUAGCAGCCCUCACCGAGGGCUACAAAACUCUUUCUUUGUAACCAAAGUAGUAUUUUGGAUCGAUACGGCAUGCACUCUCCAGUAGAACCUGUAUGCUAAAGAUGUCACAACUACCUGUACGCAGCAAUAAACAACCAAGACUGUAACUCA